AUGGCCCCUGGAGAAAAGGAGAGAGGAGAGGGGCCAGCCAAGAGCGCCCUCCGCAAGGUGCGCACGGCGACCCUGGUUAUCAACUUGGCCCGCGGUUGGCAGCAGUGGGCGAAUGAGAACAGCACCAGGCAGGCCCAGGAGCCUGCAGGCUGGCUGCCUGGAGCAACCAACGACCCACCCCAGACUCCGGUGGUGUGCCCUGGUCCCCACCAGCACGCCCCCCAACCUCCAUCCCCAAAGCCAGAUGGACAUGGAGAUGGACAGCACUCAGAUGCCGCCUCCGAGGUCUCUCACAUCAGAAGGAAAGAGGUGACCAGGACAGUUGUCAGCAAGGCUUACGAGAGAGGGGGAGACGUGAACUACCUGAGCCACAGGUAUGAGAGUGACCCGGGCAUGUCUGCAGCGACUCAGCCAGAGAACGACAUUGACAGGCUCCUCCUGGGUCGCGACUCGCCAACGCGGAGACGAAGGUGCACCCACCUGGUGUCUGAGCUGACCAAAGGCUGGAGGGUGAUGGAGCAGAAAGAGUCCAGAAGGAAGAGUGACAGCGUAGACCCGGAGGACAGUGGCUACGGCGGGGACGUGGAGGACAGACCUGAACAGGACGCGGCGCAGGUGACCGCUGCCAGGAUCAAACGCCCCUUGCCCUCCCAGGCAAACAGAUACACGGAGACACUCAGCUGCAAGGCGCACCGGAAGUACAGCCAAGUGGACAGCUUGAAAGGGCGGUGGCAGCAGUGGGCUGAUGAACACAUACAGUCACAGAAGCUCAACCCCUUCAGUGACGAAUUUGACUAUGACCUGGCCAUGUCCACUCGGCUACACAAGGGAGACGAGGGCUACGGCCGUCCCAGGGAGGGAAGCAAGACAGCGGAAAGGGCCAAGCGAGCCGAGGAACACAUCUACCGGGAAAUCAUGGAGCUGUGCCUGGUUAUCCGCACGAUGGCUCGCCACAGACGAGACGGCAAGAUCCAGGUGACUUUCGGAGAGCUCUUCGAUAGAUACGUUCGUAUCUCAGAUAAAGUGGUGGGCAUCCUCAUGCGUGCCAGGAAACACGGACUGGUGCACUUUGAAGGAGAGAUGCUGUGGCAAGGCAAAGAUGACCAUGUUGUGAUUACUCUCCUUGAGUAG
Molecule: messenger RNA, 1131 nt
Organism: Cricetulus griseus (Chinese hamster)
Lineage: Eukaryota; Metazoa; Chordata; Mammalia; Rodentia; Cricetidae
Source: RefSeq, a predicted model, not a curated record